Meriones unguiculatus (Mongolian gerbil) is the source of this 6346-nucleotide messenger RNA. RefSeq names its product lymphocyte antigen 9 (gene Ly9). The record is from RefSeq and is a predicted model, not a curated record. Lineage: Eukaryota; Metazoa; Chordata; Mammalia; Rodentia; Muridae. Gene Ontology annotation, cellular component: external side of plasma membrane. The coding region runs from base 17 to 2002 and encodes 661 amino acids. Gene Ontology annotation, biological process: T cell activation. The transcript is spliced from 10 exons.
CUGAAAAUACAUCAUCAUGGCGGAUCUAAAGAGACACUGGUGUGCCUGGACUCUAGAGGUCUCUGAUAAGCUGAGGAGGAGUCAGCAGCAGGUACUUCCUCCCAUCCUGUGGAUCCCUCUCCUCUUCCUGCUCAUGGGACCAGGAGCCUCUGGAGAGGAAACACCCCCAAAAGUGAUAUCAGGGACCCUCGGGGGUUCUGUGACUUUUUCCCUAAACAUCUCAUGGGAUACAGAGAUUGAACAUAUUGCCUGGAAUUCCCCCUCAAAGACUCUUGCUAUAAUGGAUUCCAAAAAAAAUAUAGUAAUUCUGGACAGAAAAUACAGUGGCCGACUCAAGAUCAGCAGAGACAGCUACUCCUUGUAUAUGAGUAACCUAAACAAGGAUGAUUCAGGAUCUUACCAGGCUCAGAUCAACCAAAAGAAUUCUAGCGUAACCACAACGGAAGCAUUCAUACUGCAUGUCUAUGAGGAGCUGCAGGAGCCCCAAGUCGCCGUGCAAUCUGUGACCUUGUCUGAGAAUGAUUCCUGCACCAUUACUCUGAUCUGUACUGUGAAUGGGGCAAAGGACGGUGUCCAAUACAACUGGACCCAAAAGGACACCCAUUUUAAUAGCUCCCAAGGGAGCCACAUCCUCACAGUUUCCCAGAGCAUCUGUGACCCGGACCUACCGUACACCUGCAAAGCCCGGAAUCCAGUCAGCCAGAGCUUCUCCCAACCUGUCCAUGUCUGGCAGCUCUGUGCAGGCACCUCCAGAAGAAAAACAGCCGGAGAGACUCUCGUGGGGAUCCUGGGAGAGUCGGUGACCCUGCCCUUGGCAUCUCUGGCCAGUCAGGACACAAAGAAAAUUGUCUGGGUGUCGAACACGGACACGAACACGUCGAUUAUCAGCAAAGACCGGAAAGGAGCAGCAACAGCCGACCCUCACCGUGAAUUCAGAGGUCCUGAAGAACCAAGGGUGAGGAUCUCUGACCAGGACUACUCCCUGAAGAUCACCAGGCUGAAGAUGGAGGAUGCCGGCACCUACCGCGCCUACGUGUGCUCAGAGGCCUCUGGAGAUCCCAGGAUGACACACUUCAACCUGCUCAUCUACAAGAGACUGAAGAAGCCCAGUGUCACGCAGAGCCCCGUGCAAAGAAAAAACAGCCUCUGCAAGGUCUUCCUGACCUGCUCAGUGGAAGAUGGCGGAAACAAUGUGACCUUCACGUGGAUGCCCCUGCAAAAGAAAGCUGUUACGUUCGAAGGGAGCUCACAGCUCAGCAUCUCCUGGAAAAGUGGUGACCGCUUGCCUGACUUCACCUGCACAGCCCAUAACCCUGUCAGCAACAGCUCCAGCCAGUUUUCUUCUGAGAUCAUCUGUUCAGGCCCUAAGAGACAAAUGAAGCUUGGGAUCCUGCUCCUCCUGGUGUUUAUUGUCCUUUUAUUCUUGGCGAUAGUGCUCAGCAGUUGCUACAUUUUGAAGCUAAAGAAACAUUGUACACCUUUGGUCAUCAGGUACAGCCAAGCCGAGGCUCCAGCAGAAAUACCAGAAGGCCCAGCCAGCCACAUGAAUUUUGCCAUGCUCUCCCAACGGUACGAGAAACUAGGCAUGGCCAACCAGACUGAGCGCCAGUCUUUGCCCACAUCAGACAGCAGCUCUGACAGCAGAGCAACAAUAGAAGAGGCUGAGGAGAAGAGCAGAAUGCACAGCACUGCCAACAGUAGAAAUGAGGUGUAUGACUUGGCCACUCAGGAGGACACUGCAUAUGACUUGGCCUCUGAGGGGCAAGCAGACUAUGAAGCAAUCACUCCAGAUGACACAGUGGUUAAGUCUGAGGAUGAAGAGGAAAUGGCCUAUGCACAAGUGUGCCUGAAUGCUCAGGGAAAGAUGCCAGUUCCUCAGAAGGAAGAAGGCUCGCAUACAAUCUACUGCUCUGUUCAGAAACCUAAGAAGAUGGUGCAAACACCACAGCAAGAUGCUGAGUAUCCUGGAAUCUCCACCUAUGAAAAUUUCAACCUGACGUGAAAAGCAGCUAUUUCUCCUGGGGUGAGAAUUUGGGGAAAAACAGAGCUCGUAAAUCCUACUGUUCCUGCAGAAAGAACACAUCAGAAUUUCCUGCAGUAGCUCACACUUGCCUGAAUUUCAUCUCUUCCUUUUCUUCUAGUCCCCAUUACCUCAUUAGCCCAUUUAUAGGUCAGGCCCAGGCUCCUUGGAGCCUACAGGCUCUGAACAUCCUUGCUUUGUUUGUCUCUGUUCAUCCAUUACAAUUCCUCCUCUGAUCUAAAACCCUGUGGAGAGGGGCUCCUGCACACGGCCUUGGAUCCCCAUGACUUCUGUGCCCUGCAUUGCACACACGCGUGUGCCUAGCCAUUCAGACAGCGCUCUGUAGAAGGACCUUAAAUAUGACCAGUGUGGUGGUUCGAAGAAGAAUGGCCCCCAUAGGCUAAUAUACUUGAAUGCUUAGUCAUGGGGCAGGGGUGGGGGUGGGGAGAGGAAUGGCACUACCUGAGCAGGAUUAGGAGUGUGUGUGACAUUCUUGCAGCAGGUGUAGCUGUCCAUGGUAACUCUUCCUGCCUCAGCCUAUGGGAACCAGACACCUUUUCUGCCUCUGAAUGACUACUGCCUCCACAGGGAGCUGUCCAUAAGGACAACCUUUCCUGCCUCGGUCUACUGCCUUUCCAAUGAACUCCUUGUACAUUUUGCAUACUUUGUAUUCUUUAUAACCCCUCAAAGAACGACAGUGGCCAGACCUCUGCCUGAGGAAGGCCCAGCAGCCCAGUUUCUCUCCCCCUCCCAUCCCUGACCUCUGUAACUGUCAUCUCCAGCCCCUCAGUAGGACUCAUCCCAGACUACACAAAUUUGAGGUGAAAAGACUGGACAAAAAAAAUCACCACUCCCUGAGCAGGAAAACUGCCAAUCUCUGAACUUCCUGCAGCUCAGUACUAGAAAUCUCACCAAUCCGUACUCUGGACAUCCCUGCCCCAGAAAGCUCCGCCCCCUGAGAAUUCCUAUGUAAAUCUGUGUUUGCCCAGGUUCCCUGCUGCCUUCCCCAAAGAGCAGAGGCAGCCACUUCUGGAUUCCUCCCUCCUCUCCUGGAUUUGUCCCUUCAAUAAAUCUCUCUUAAGAGAUUUACUUCCUGCUGUGACUCACUCAUCAGAGGAAGAAGAAAAGAAAGAAACAAAAAGGUGGAGCCCAGGCUCCUAGGCUCCUCAGCUCCUCAGGGUUGGGGCAGCCUCCCUCGGGAGCAGCAACAUCUCUAUUGAGGAGGCCUCCUCUCAGAGCUGUGAAGUUCCUGGGUUUCUGUGCCUCAGGAUACCCUUGGGAUUCUGUCCCACCUCAAAGCUGGGAUACCUUCCCAAUCCUCAUAGAUGUGACUCAGACUCACGGCCUCAUAGCUGUGGGUUUCCUGGACACCCUGCUAUCUGAGUACCAGAAGGCUGGACACCUUCCCAUGGAACAGGAAAGUGAGCCACCAAAAAAAGAGGAAAAAAAAAACAUAAACUCUCCAGAGAACUCUUCAUGCUGCAGCUUCAGCAGCCUCAUGCCAUUUAGAUAGAGUCCAGCCACUUUUGCUGAGUGGCAUCACCUCUGUUGCUGUUGGUUGCUGUUUCAGUUGCUGCUGCUACGGUUUGCUGCUUUGCUGUUUGGCUGCUGAUAUCCUUAUGACUGAGAUUGGUAUAUCCCCAAAGAACCCAAUGACCCUAAUCUGCAAGAAAUAGCGAAAAGAGGUCUUCAGCCCUUUUCCUACCAAUCUCCUACCUAGGGUUGGGGGCGGGGGGGGUUGGAAGGAGGGCAGAAGCCUUUAAGAACCUUAAAUAAAGUAGGUGCUUGAAAAAUCUAAGCCUAAAGAUUCAGAAUUCAGAGUCUGUCCUCCUAGUUUUCAUCCUUGCUCUGCUCCAGUGUUAGCUCACUACGCACCCUUUCUCCCUUUCUGGAGCAGUAAUGUUUAUUAUGUGCCAUUGUAUGUCAAAAUAUACAAUCUGCUUUUUGAUUUUGAUUUUGUGGGGAUCAUAGUUAAGAGAUUACCAUGAGUCUCAGAAGAGACUUUGAACUUUGGACUUUAAAACAGUGUUGAAACUGUGACAGACUAUGGGGACUUUUAAAGUUGGACUAAGUGCAGUUUGCAUUAGAAUAUGACUAUAAGCCAAUGGGGCUCAGGGAGUGGAAUAUGGUGCUGGUUUGAAUAAGAAUGUCCCCCCAUAUGUUCAUAUAUCUAAAUGUUUAGUUAUCAGAGAGUAGUACUACUUGAGAAGGAUUAGAAGGUGUGUCCUUUUUGGAGAAAGUGUGUCACUGGCGUUAAGAUUUCAAAAGCCCAUCCAGGACCAAUGAGUGGCUUUCUCUUCCUGCUGACUGUUGUUCAAGAUGUAGAACUCUCAGCUACUUCUUCACCACCAUGUCUGCCAGUGUGCCACCGUGCUGCCCAUCGUGAUGAAAAUGGACUGAACCUCUGAUACUACAAGCAAGCUUCAGUUAAAUGCUCUCUCUUCUUAGGGUUGCUGUGGUCACAGGGUUUCGCUCGUCGCAGGAAUAGAACGCUGACUGUGACAGCCAGUUUGUUGGCUCAUUGCAGGUGUCAUUGUCUUUGUAUAGCCUCAUGGCAAAGGCUCAGCAAUCAGAUACAUAAUUAUGAUAGUGUUAUAUACAGAACAUUCCAGAACAGGGCAUUCCCAAAAGACUACUUGCAUAGGCUUUCUUCUGGUCAAAUGAUGUUGAAGGAGACUAUGACUGACCAGCCUUCACACCAUCUUCUAAACAUUCUCCCCCUCCCCCCGCCAAAAAAAUGAACCCAACAGCUAUUUUCACGCAUGGGCACACAGGUCCGUGCGAAAUGAUGUUCACUCUAGUACUAUUUAAAAUAGAAAGUGCAAAAUAACCUAAAUGGGCAUCUAGUGAGACCCUGGUUAAAUGUGUGGUAGCAAGCAGUGGAAAACUCGAAACAAAGCAAAAGCCAAUAUGCUAUAUGGAAUACAUUGUUGAGUGUGAAGAACAAAGUCCAGAGUAUAUAUUGUAUAGGUUGUAUGCCAGCAGACCGAUUAGAAAACUGUAAGUCUGUGUGUUUGUGUAGGCAUGGCAGAGUCUAAAUGGAGACAAAUCAGUGGCUUCUUCCAGAGGAGGGACGGAGAAUCUUAGUUUGAGGAGACUUAUUGAAUAACUUUUUGUAUUGCUUGAUUUUUAAAAAUGGAUGAAUUAGUGUUUUGAUAACUUUUUAAAAUCUCUAUUUCAUUUUUAAUUAUGCACAUACGUGUGUUUUGUCGGGGUAUUUGCGGGUACCUGCAGAGGCUCACAAACUGUACUAGACUGGAUGGUCAAGGAUUCAAGGAUGCAUCUGUCUUGGCCUUUCCAUCUCCCACUUCUCAUCUUCCAUAUCCCCUGUCCAGCAGAGAGAUUAUUAUGUGCGCUGACACACCCAGCUUUUGCAGCGGGGCCGUGAGUAUCCAAACUCAGGUCUUCAGGCUUGUGUGGUAGGCGUUUCGCCAGCUAGGCCAUCUCCUCAACACCUAUCUUGAUAGUUCUUUAAAAUGUUUAAGCCAGGCAUAGUGUCACAUGCUUGUUAUCUCUACAAAGAGAACUGAGGCAGAAGAAUCACGGCUUGUGAUGUUCAAGUGUGACUCUGUCUUGCCCACACACACACAAAGAAAAGCUUAAAAUGCCUCUGUCACUCAAGGAUAAAGAACAGACAGAGCAGCUUUCCUCUCCUCAGGUUUUGGCUGCAACCUGACCCCUAUCUGGAUGAGGCGUGUGUGACUUACAUUCACGAUACUGUGGUAUACGCUCAUGUUCCAUGCGUCUUGCAGCCCUCUGUCCUUCAGGGCUGUGUACCUGCUCACCUACAUGUGGCCUUGAAAUCCACGUGGCUGUGCCAUGUAACAGGUACACGGGGGGUGCGCCUCGGCAUUCAGAUUUUGCUUCAUACUCAAGAUCUUAAUUACUGACUGUUCGUUGCUUAGUUGGAUGGGCCAUUGUCUUUGUGAGGCAUUACUCCAAGAGCUCAACAAUCCGACACACAAUGUGGUGGGGAUGCGCACAGCACGCUCUGCAACACAACCUUCCAAAAAGCGGAGGCCUUAGAGUUCCUUCUUCUCUCAAGAGCUACACAGCCCAUGGUACUUCAAAGACCAGAAGAAAUCAAGAUGGCAGUGGGUGAAAGUCCUCGCUGCCCACCCUGGAGACCUGAGUUUAAUCCCCAGAACCUAUGGAAAGGCCAAAAGAGAGAACCAGCUCUGCAAAGUUGUCUUAUAACUUCCACAUGUAUGCAUGCAUUCCCUAAUAAUAAUAAUAAUAAUAAUAAUAGUUGUUGUUGCUGUUGUUAUUAUUAUUAUAUUGAAAAAUAAAUCAAUGGUCGUACCUUUGGUGAUCAUCUGGAAUGUU